AUGUCCAGCCACGAGUACUUCGAUCCAUACGACAAAAUAUGGAAGAUUGCUGACCUCUCCGCUUUUAUCUAUCGUCUUAACCCCCAUGAAGUUAUCGCAUCAAACGCCAAGAUUGAACAGUACCGCGAGAUAGCAAUGAGGUUAAUCCUCGAACGCAAUGGCGCACAAUUAUCUGACACCCGCGUCACACGUCAAACCCGCAAGAAUACAGCUGACAACAAUUUGCGAGCCGGAGCCCCUCAGCAAAACCCCCCCCUGGCUAUUCAAAAACCAAGACCUGGUCCAAAGGCGAAACCUGUCUCUAGAGCUCCGCCGCCAGCCGUGUCGAAGGCGUCAAAUACUUGUGCUCCUCCGGCAACUUCGACUACUCGACCGCUUACUUUGACUUCAAACGGAUCGGCCCAGGCAUUUAAGACCUCAAAAAACACGACUCGACCUACUACCCCAACAGUGACCAAACCUGUCUUGAAGCGUCGACCGCCUUCUCCUGCGCAACCAGUUCUCAAAAAACUCAAGGCUACUCGCUCAAAUGCCGAGCCUGUCGGCCCGAAAUCGGUUCCAAAAUCAACCAAGAAGCCAGCUAUGCCAAAAACGACCUUGAAAAUCGCUACUCAACCAGUUCCUCAACCCUCCCUCCGAUCGCAUACGCCUGCUAUCGCAAAAGCUGUGUCACAGCCUAUUGUCACCAAGCCGCGUGCCCAAGUACCUCCUGAAACUGUCCAACGCAAACGAGUGGCCAGCGUUCACUUUGCAGAAACCGAUCCAGAGCCAAAUGAAAGCUCGUCAAAUGAAUAUUGCCGUCCAAUCCGCAAACUCCGCCAGACUCACAAGACAGCUUGUGAAUCAAAUUCCACUACCCCAUCGGCAAACACCUCCACGCAAGGCCUCCGUCAGACCCACAAGAAAACUCGGAAAUCGAAUGCCACCACCCAACCAGUAAGCCCCUCCGUACAUCAGAAUCACAAGAAAGCUUGCAAUUCGAAUGCCGCCACCCGAUCUCAGCAGAAAGACAGGUCCAAUGUAUCUCAAGAUCAACAUACAAUUUCUCGAGUAGCAACUAGCCACAGUGGCUUGACUGCAGGACGACUGCACGAGUAUAUGCCUGGAUAUGUAUCUUGUCCGCCAAUCAUGCAGUCUGCAACACCUCACCUUGGACAACCAUCAAUCCAGCCGCAGCCUCACCUUGGGCAGCCAUUGACCCACCCGCAGCCUCAUCUCACAACAUCCGGAGCAUUUGAGCAAAUCUCGCACAUCUCCAGCGGCACACCCCAGCACGCCACUACUGCCCAGAACGUUCCACUGCAAAUGUCUCAUCUCUCCAGCGGUACACCCCAACACGCGACUGCUGCCCCAAACGUUCCACUCACAUUUCAUAUUCCGGGAAUUGGUUGGCUUCUUUUGCUAGCUCUGGACCCAAUUACCCCCAAAGUUUCUAACGCGCCAAUGACCUCCAAGGAACCAACGAUCUCUUCGGCUGCAUUUCCUUUGACUACUGCAGUAUCCCAUCCUACCCCCUCUGAAGUCCCAACUCCUAAAUGGAUUCGCCUGACUGAAACACCAUUGGCAUCAACAGGACCAGCAUUCCAACCUAAGACGCCAAAGCUGUGGACUCGGCUCCCUUUGACUGAUCUCAUACACCAAGAAGCCCUCCUAGAAGGACCCGCCCCUGAUUCUUUGGUAGAUCCUACUACUAGCAUGGAAGAAGCUCCGACGCCAAGCCAACAAACAGCUUAUUAUAAUCCUGACCGAGUGGACUCUUGCCUACAAACUCUUGAAGCUUUAUUAACUAGUCUGGUUCAAUCUCAAAAAGAUCCGCCGCAAACUUUGCCAUCGUCAAAUAAUCAAUCCUCAGAGCUUCGACCACUACAACCUUUUCAGCCAUCUAUGCUCCAACCGCUUGAAUCUUCUUGA
Puccinia triticina is the source of this 1911-nucleotide messenger RNA. RefSeq lists its product as uncharacterized. Bases 1 to 1911 code for a protein of 636 amino acids. The transcript has 4 exons. NCBI's taxonomy places the organism in Eukaryota, Fungi, Basidiomycota, Pucciniomycetes, Pucciniales, Pucciniaceae. The record is from RefSeq and is a predicted model, not a curated record.